Molecule: messenger RNA, 1734 nt
Organism: Gaeumannomyces tritici R3-111a-1
Lineage: Eukaryota; Fungi; Ascomycota; Sordariomycetes; Magnaporthales; Magnaporthaceae
Exons: 1
Coding region: 1-1734 (577 amino acids)
Source: RefSeq, a predicted model, not a curated record
AUGCCUGACAAGGAGCGGUUGGUCAAGAAGCUGGUCGGCAGGCGAGCGCGUCUCAAAAAGGCUCUCGAAGACGCCGACCAGAGGAAGCAGGGAGGGGCUGCCACGGGCGCCAUCGCCGCCGCCCCGGAUGCGGCCCGGCAGCCGACGACGCCGGCGAACAGGAAGCGGCGCCACUCGCCCAGCCCGGACGGCCGCGGCCACGAUGACACCGAGGGCGGCGCGACGGCGGACGGGAAAGCCAAGAGUCAGCGCAAGAACGACGGCGGCAGGGCAGCCCGCGCCGCCGGCCGCACCAUCUACCACAGCACCACCAUCCCGCCCCCGCCCGAGUUCGAGACCCCAACGUGGGGCCUCAAGCCAGACCCCGCCGGCCUCUUGGUCGAGGUGUGCCUGCGCUUCCGCAGGCCCGGCCCGGGCGACGGGGACGGCGGCGGGGACGGGGCGGCGGCGGCGGCGGCGCUCGAGUGCUUCAGCGUCCGCCUCGUGCCCAACAGCACCGGCGACGACGAGCGGCGGCGGCCGUGGAAGCGGAAUCGGGACUGGUGCAGCACCGGCGAGGAGUGGUCCGAGGCCAACCACGGCUGCGAGGCCCUCGACAACUUCCUCAUAUACUCGGUCAGCAAGAGGCUGCACGCCGCGGCGUGGAAAAAGGGGCGGCUGUCGCACAGGGGCUUUUCCGAGACCAAGGCCGCCGACCUGGUCGUGCGCGUCGUGCGCUCCGACCCGGGCAGGGCGUGCGCCGUGUGCGACAAGAGCUUCGGCGGCGGCGUCAAGCUCUGGCGCCCGACCCCCUGCUCGGCCCCGUGCAAGGUCCGGAUGAGGGAGGAGAUCCCGCUCGCGGUGCGCGUCUCGCCGCUGCUGGUGGACUACCGCGUCCUCGACUUCCUGCUGGGCUGCGUCUACUCCUGCUGCUGUAGCCCUCCCGAGUCGGUGGCAAGACCUUCCACGCUGAGCUGGGCUGGAGUGAACCGGGCCGUCAAAUAUUUCCCCGCCAUGGACGACUCCUCAAUACCCAGGAGCGUCGUCAACUUUAGCACUGCCCGAGCCCGCCAAGAACGCGAGGCAUUGCUUUCCUGGCUCGCAACCGAAUUCCAAGGAUGUCUGGUGUCGGCGUCAUCCGCCGCAACCGUAAAGUACAUCACCGAGGAUGCGGGGAUUGAGCCCGCCACCCAAUUCAUCCUCCUAAACUCGACCCUCGAGCGGGAGGCUGCAUUCCAGAAGAGGCAGACCUCGGGUCUGUCAGUCUUCCACGCCACUCCGGCCUACAAUAUCUUCCCCCUAGUUGUGGAUGGCCUUCGGCGGAGGCCAGGUGGGGCAUCAGGAAUCUCCUUCGCGGGCUCUUUCGAGACAUCAUCCCUUUACUACCAGAAGGGCUACCCAUUCCGGCCGUGGCCCAGGAGCAUCUUCGCAGGCUCCAAGGGCCAACCCGAAUUGGUGUUCGGCGCAGAGGUCAGGGGUGUUAUAGCAGGGUUCGGACUUGACAUUAACAACGCCUGGUCCAACAGACCACACGCAGAGGACAGCACCCUUGACCAAUCGCAGAUCGCGCUUCGCUAUGUGUUUCUCAGUAACCGGCUCCACCCUAGCAAGGCCGGAGAGUUUCUUCCCGGCAGCCAGACACGCGAGGUAAUGGAAGAUACCUUCCAUUCUAUCAAGACUGACGAGAUUGCACAUCUUGAAGACUCGUCGGACCCUCAACCCCAUCGUGAGAGAUGGAUCCACGGAACAAAUUAG